UUCUCUUUAUGACCAAGUAUCUAAUUUACAAAAGGUAUACAUACAAACUUUAUGAAAGAAAAUGUAAUUGUGAUUUUACAAGAACAUCAAACAAUGGUUUUGGCAAACUUAAAUUGUUUUUAAUAUACUGUAUACAUAUAAAACACAUAAGACAACCUGCCCUAACAUGCCAUUUUAUGGAAAAUACCCUUGUCUUUAAAACUAAAAAAUGUAAAAAAAAAAAAAAAAAAUUUAAAUAAUAAUAAUCCAUCUUCCAAUCCAUGUCUGUACCUAAAUAGACUUUGAUAACCUGUAAUAAUGAAACAAUUUUGUAGGAAAUUGCAUACUUUAUUUGCAACACUGAGGAGCAGAGCUUCACCGAAAGGGGCCAAAACUACAGAAAUAAUAUGAUAUUGGAAUGUCAAUUUAGAGAAUACAACACACAGGUUAUAUCUGGUCGUAUAUCAGCAUUUGUCAUGUGAUUUAACAGCUCAUAUUUCCACUGCCAUGUGAUGGUGCAGAUAUCUAUGAAUUAUAAAUGUCCCACAAUAUGUGUUAAAAAACAAACAAACAAACAACAGGAAUGGAAAACUCUGAACAAAUAAAAUAUUAUUGGAUUUAUUUUGCACCACGUAAUAUUCAGGUUCGUGGUAUUCACAUCUGAUAUCAAAUGAGUCCGAAUAUUCCUCACCUCCAGUGUUGGUUUACAUGCAGCUGGUCUAGUGGGAAGCAGGACACACCCUCAUGGGAAGGUGAGCACACCUUACCAGCUUCUGUAACCUGCUGUUUACAGCAACACAUCUCAAGUUUGUGUCGCUCUUCAAAAUGACCACCGUGAUCAGGGUUCAAGACCGGGAGACUGAGAGUAGCAGACAUAUAAUACAAGAUGAUAAACCUCCCUCAAUGGGAUGCAUUGGCUGGUUUAUUAUUUUUAUCGCCAUCAUUAUCACUAUAGGAUUGCUUCCUGUUACCAUAUUUAUGUGCAUUAAGAUUGUGAAGGAGUAUGAAAGAGCCGUGAUCUUUCGAUUAGGUCGUAUUGUGGACAAGAAACCAAAAGGACCUGGAAUUUUCUUUGUACUGCCAUGUACUGAUACAUUCAGGAAGGUGGACUUGAGAACGGUGACAUUUGAUAUUCCUGCUCAAGAGUUCUUGACGAAGGACUCUGUGACUGUGAGUGUGGACGGUGUGGUGUACUUUCGUGUCUUUGACCCGAUCUGUUCCGUGGCCAACGUGUUCAACGCAGGCCACGCAACACAGCUGCUGGCACAGACCACCCUGCGAAAUGUCCUGGGCACAAAGAGUCUGUCAGAGCUGCUGUCUGACAGAGAGGGCAUCUCAUACAACAUGCAGACUGCCUUGGAUGAGGCCACAAGCGUGUGGGGCAUUAAAGUGGAGCGAGUGGAGAUAAAGGAUGUUAAACUGCCCCUCCAGCUCCAGAGGGCCAUGGCUGCAGAAGCUGAAGCAACUCGAGAAGCCCGUGCAAAGGUGAUUGCAGCUGAGGGUGAGAUGAACGCCUCACGGGCACUGAAGGAAGCAUCUCUGGUGAUCGCUGAGUCACCAUCAGCUCUGCAGCUGCGAUACCUCCAGACUCUAAGCACCAUCGCUGCAGAAAGAAACUCCACCAUUAUCUUCCCCUUGCCUAUUGAUAUCAUUCAGCAUUUCACAUCCAAAAAAGAAUGAAUGAUUCACAAUUCAGAGAAAUAAUGCAGCCUUUGCAAGGAAUAGUUCACCCAAAAAUGAAAAUAUGCUGAAAAUUGACACCCUCAGGCCAUCCAAGAUGCUGAUGGGUUUCUUUCUUCAUCAGAACAGAUUUGGAGAAAUUUAGCAUCACAUCACUUGCUCACCAAUGGAUCCUCUGCAGUGAAUGGGUGCCGUCAGAAUGAGAGUCCAAACAGCUGAUCAAAACAUCACAAUAAUCCACAAGUAAUCCACACAACUCCAGUCCAUCAAUUAACAUAUUGUGAUGUGAUGUUGUUUGUAAGAAACAAAUCCUUAUCCUUAUAUAUACUGAUUUCACCAAAUCUGUUCUAAUGAAGAA
Messenger RNA from Onychostoma macrolepis, 2017 nucleotides. It is a transcript of the gene stoml3a, whose product is annotated as stomatin (EPB72)-like 3a. Bases 805 to 1659 code for a protein of 284 amino acids. Gene Ontology annotation, cellular component: plasma membrane. The record is from RefSeq and is a predicted model, not a curated record. Lineage: Eukaryota; Metazoa; Chordata; Actinopteri; Cypriniformes; Cyprinidae. The transcript has 7 exons.